This is a messenger RNA of Bufo gargarizans (Asiatic toad), 703 nucleotides long. Its product is annotated as gastrula zinc finger protein XlCGF66.1-like. The coding region runs from base 164 to 703 and encodes 179 amino acids. Gene Ontology annotation, biological process: regulation of DNA-templated transcription. The record is from RefSeq and is a predicted model, not a curated record. NCBI's taxonomy places the organism in Eukaryota, Metazoa, Chordata, Amphibia, Anura, Bufonidae. The transcript is spliced from 7 exons.
UGCUGGGAGAGGAAACCUCCAGGAACCUGAGGGAAAGAGGAAGUUCUGCUGGAAACGUCCUGUAAAGAGGCUCUGAUGUCCGGACAGCGGGAGGGAGAGCCCCGGCAUGAGGAGCAGGUUCCUGUGAUCUAGGAUUGUCCGAUGACAUCAUCAGUACCAGAUAAUGGACGGAGACGGGGACAAGAUGGCGGAGAGGAUAUUAGAUCUUACCCUGGAGAUCCUCCUCCUGCUUACUGGAGAGGAUUACUCCACGGUGAAGAAGACGUCUAGUAAUCUGAUACAUGAGAAGAACAAUGAGAAGAUCCUAGAAGUCGUCCACAAGAUGAUGGAGCUGCUGACUGGAGAGGUUCCUCUAAGGUGUCAGGAUGUCGCUGUCUAUUUCUCCAUUGAGGAGUGGGAUUAUUUAGAAGGACACAAGGGUCUGUACAAGGAGGUCAAGAUGGAGGAGGACCAGCCCCUCACAUCUCCAGAGAGAUCCAGUCAGAGGACAACACCAGAGAGAUGUCCGCGUCCUCUCCUUCCACAGGAUGGUCAGGAUGAAGAUCUGAACAACAAUAAUAAUGCUACAGAGACAGAUGUGAGGGGCGAUGAGGAAUACAAGGAGGAGAUCCCUACAGAGACAGAUGUGAGGGGCGAUGAGGAAUACAAGGAGGAGAUUCCUACAGAGACAGAUGUGAGGGCAGGUGCCUUCCCCAGGUCCUAA